Messenger RNA from Sceloporus undulatus (fence lizard), 2679 nucleotides. It is a transcript of the gene RNF112, whose product is annotated as ring finger protein 112. Gene Ontology annotation, molecular function: GTP binding; GTPase activity. The transcript has 14 exons. The coding region runs from base 185 to 2113 and encodes 642 amino acids. NCBI's taxonomy places the organism in Eukaryota, Metazoa, Chordata, Lepidosauria, Squamata, Phrynosomatidae. Gene Ontology annotation, biological process: endoplasmic reticulum organization; protein homooligomerization. The record is from RefSeq and is a predicted model, not a curated record.
GCAGCAGCAGCAGCGUCAGAAUGGGGAAGCAGUAGCUGCUCUUCCUUCGCACGAGAUGUUUUUACUUUCGUUUCUUUCUGGUCUUCUUUCUCCUCCUUCGUUCUCAGGAGCCCAAGAGCCUCGCCUGGGACAGGAGGAGUGAAGCUUAUCUUGACUGAGGCCAUCAGCUCAAGCUUGCCACAGGAUGGGAAACUCAAAUACUAAAGUUACAUCACCAGCCAACCCUGCAAAGACAUCUGCAGAAGGCAUGAUCAAGAGGUUACAAGAAGACUUCACAUGCUCCAUCUGUCUGGAACCCUUUGAUGACCCUGUCUCCAUUGACUGUGGACACAAUUUCUGCAAGGAGUGUUUGUCUGCCCACUGGAGUGGAUCUUCACACUAUGGAUACCGUUGUCCUGAGUGCCGCCAUCCCUGCAGCCGUGAGAGGAUGAAGUCUGACACUCGGCUGAAGAACUUGAUGGAAAAAAUUGUACAGCUCCCUCUGCAGGAGUUUGUUGACAAAGAACAAGUGAAACUAAAUGUAGAGGAGGUGCCAACAACUCCAUUGCCGCCAAUGCAACCAGUGCAGCUUGUGGGUUUAGAUGAGAAGGGGGAUCUUUGCUUGGACGAAGAAGCCCUGAGCCAUUGUUUUGAGCAGGGGCAGGUGAAGGAUGCUCCUGUCUGCUUGGUUUCAAUCCUUGGGGAACAACGCCGCGGCAAAUCCUUUCUGCUGAAUUUUCUCCUGAGGCGGCUCCAAAACCUGGUGGCUGAAGAUGAUUCAUGGAUGGGCCGAAAAGAUGAGCCACUGACCGGAUUUGAUUGGCGACCUGGGCCUACAAGCACAACCAAAGGGGUGUGGAUAUGGAAUCAGCCAUUUUGGCUGCACAGCGAACAUGGAAAGGUAGCCAUUUUUUUGAUAGACACUGAGGGUUCGAUGGACUUUGAGAGAAGCAAGGAAACUGGUGUCAAGCUCUCAGCUUUCUCCAUGCUGCUCAGCUCCUAUCAGAUAUUGAAUUUGGCCACCAUGAUGAAGGACACAGAUCUGGAAUACCUGGACAUGUUCAUGUAUGUAGCCGAGACAGUGGGACGCACCUGCAAAUUAAAGCCUAUUCAGCAACUCGAUGUCUUGGUGCGUGACUGGUUUUUCCCACCCAUCUAUGGAUUCCAAGGGGGCCGUAAAUACCUCCAAGAAAUCAUAGAGAAGCUGGAAUGUCAGCCAGGCAAGCACCCACGUGCCCUGGAGGCUCUGAGGAAUACCAGUACCCACUGUUAUCUCAUGCCCUUUCCAGGCAAACGAUUGGCGAUGGGAACUGAGGGCCUCCUUGCAGACAUGGAUGAUGAUUUUAGGGAAUGUCUGAAGGAUUAUGGGAAUGAAAUAGCCAGAUCAGCAGGAAUGCAUGCAAAGAGAAACCAAGAUGACACAACCCUCACGGGGGCACAGCUUGCGUCCAAGAUAAAGAAGUUCUCGACUCUCAUGAAGCAAUACAAGUUUGCCUUCUCUUCAGUCACACAGAUGGCCAUCACUUUACAUGACCUGGACAUCCAGGAGACCUUGAGGACAGAAUUUGCAGAGUUCAUCAAAGAGCAGGAGCAGAUCUCACGCCCCAUGAUUGCAGGCCUAAAGGUGACUCCAAGCUCAAUGACACGGUGCAUUUCAGAGAAGCAGCGGCAGCUGAUCCAUCGGUGUGAGAUAUUGCUGCAGGGAAAUGAACCCGGUCGGAAAGAUUCCAUAUUACUGCUUGAGUCUUACCUGCAGGCUGUUGCUAAAGAUUUUCUUGAAUGCUACAGCCGUCGAUACAAAUCCCAUGCCCUCAAAGCUGGUUUGGCGAUUGGAGUGGGUACUCUUGGAUUAGCUGGUGGGGCCAUUGGGGCUGGUAUUGCAGGAGCCAUCUUGGCUGCAGAAGCCAUUGUACUGAGUACCGGUACAGCAGCAACGUUUGCCAUUGGGACUAUGGCUGGAGCAGGCACUUUUGCCCUUGUUGGGGGAGGGGUGGGGGCAGGUGUAGGCAGCAAUAUAGGGAACCGUAGAGCCCGAGAGGCUGAGAAUGUGAGUGAAAGUGAUGUCGAGGCUGAGGAAGCAGAGAGUGACCUGUCAGAUGAGAGAUGCCUUAUUGACCGGCAGGGCACACUUUAGAGUUGACAAAGAGACAGUUUCAAGGCAUAGAUUUUGUGUUUAGCCAGUUGGCAGAUUAGAUGAUAACACCUUUGUUGUCAGAAGGUGAUGGAAUAGGACUCCUAUGCUGUUCUCUGUUCCACAAACCAUUGAUCUCCCCUAUCCAAAUGGUUGGAUAUGGGAUAGACAUGACAUGCACCCCAGAUUUCAUUAUCAUGCAGAUGUGGACUUGUUGGUGAUGAGAGAAAGUGUGUUACAGUGGCCUUCUAGUGCUAGAACCAUCAGUUACCUCUGAUGGUAAAUAAGGGAAUCUCUCUUCCUGUUGUUCUGCUUUCAAUUUUCUCCUUCUCCAUUGCUUGGUAAAUUGCUACAGGCAGCCCUAGAAGAAACAUCAAUCCUUUCUCAGGUCCUAACUCUUUCUUGCCCAUAAUACCUACCCUAGGAUCAUAAGCAGAGUGGAAAAAUCAAAGAGUUGGAAGAGACCACAAGGGCCAUCCAGUCCAACCCCUUCCUAUGCAGGAACUCUCAGUCAAAGCAUCUCCAACAGAUGGCCAUCCAGCCUCUGUUUAAAGACCUCCAAGGAAGGA